Bicyclus anynana (squinting bush brown) is the source of this 1625-nucleotide messenger RNA. Its product is annotated as UDP-glucosyltransferase 2-like. The transcript is spliced from 9 exons. Gene Ontology annotation, molecular function: UDP-glycosyltransferase activity. Bases 62 to 1615 code for a protein of 517 amino acids. NCBI's taxonomy places the organism in Eukaryota, Metazoa, Arthropoda, Insecta, Lepidoptera, Nymphalidae. The record is from RefSeq and is a predicted model, not a curated record.
AACAAACACGAUACAGUCUUUAAAGCCUUCUCUCCGUUUUUUCGUCGGUUGAAAAAAUAAAAUGUGGAAGCCGUUGGUAUUUAUAUUAACAAGCUUCACGGUUCAUAUGUCAGAAGCUUAUAGGAUUUUACUGAUAUCACAAACGUUGAGUAAAAGCCACGCAAUCCUGGCUGAAGGACUCAUCAAACAUUUAACUGACGCUGGUCAUGAGAUUACUUAUAUACAAACAAUUCCACCAGAAAAACCCCUCCCAAGAGUUACUGUAGUCGAUAUUAGCGGCAUCCUACCUCGACGAGACGAUUUUUUUCACACAAAAUCUAUCUUUGAAAAGAGAUUGAACAGCCUAAAUUUGAUGACGGGCUUUAUGCCGGACAUUUUACAAAGAAGUAGGCUUAUUAUAGAACACCCAAAUAUACAAAAACUUAUAGCUGAUAAUAAUCAGCACUUCGAUGUUGUUAUUUCAGAGUUCAUGUUCAAUACAAUACAUGCCGGUUUUGCAGGCUUAUACAACUGUCCAUUAAUCUGGUUUUCACCAAGUAACCUAAACUGGAUGGUAUUUGAUCUGAUAGAUGAAGCUACCAACCCAGCAUACAGCGUCGACGCAGUAUCAUCAAGCACUCUACCCCUGACCUUCAGAGAACGGGUUGCGGAAUUGGGUUUGCAUAUCAUCAAGAGGAUUGUCGUGAUGCUAUGGACCACAAUAGUCGACAAUGCGGUAUACGAGAAAAACUUUGCACCUUUAAUACGCGAGAGAAGAAACAUCGCGCCGUCAUUUGAAUCUCUAGCUUACAACGGAUCUCUAGUCCUGAGCAACUCGCACCCGUCUAUGAGUGGGGCUGUGAGAGCGCCUCAGAACUUUAUAUCUAUCGGAGGGUUUCAUAUUGACCGGAAUGUUAAACCUUUAACUGAGGAUUUGCAAAAACUGAUGGAUGAUGCAAAACACGGCGUAAUUUACUUCAGUUUAGGCUCAAAUUUGAAAAGCAAGCAUUUGCCGAACGAAAUAAAAAGGGACUUGUUGAGUAUGUUCGGAAAACUGAAGCAAACAGUUGUAUGGAAGUUCGAAGAGGAUUUGCCAGAACGACCCACCAAUGUGCACACUGUACCGUGGGCUCCACAACAAAGUAUAUUGGCACAUAAUAACUGUAUCUUAUUCAUCACCCACGGCGGCUUACUAUCUAUCACUGAAACAAUACAUUUCGGAGUGCCCAUCAUAGGAAUUCCAGCUUUCUACGACCAGUAUGCUAACGUUCAAAGAGCUGUCAACAUGGGAUACGCCAAGAAAGUAGAUCUAUCAUACGCAAUGACUCAGGACCUAGAGUUUGCUAUUCAAGAUAUGCUCGCUGACUCCAAAUAUACUACCAGAGCAAAAGAACUAUCAGAGAUAUACCACGACAGGACAGUUCCCCCAGAGAAAGAGUUGGUCCACUGGGUAGAACACGUCAUAAAGACGCGCGGGGCACCGCAUCUGCGCUCCCCUGCGUUUAUAAUGCCCUGGUACCAGAAGUUUUAUCUAGAUCUUGCAUUCGUUGCGUUGGUCUUAAUUUUCAUAUUGAAAAAAACAUUACUAAUUACCAUUGGAAUUAAAAAAACAAUAGGAAAACAGAAGAAAACUUAACGUAUUAACG